Daktulosphaira vitifoliae (grape phylloxera) is the source of this 1012-nucleotide messenger RNA. RefSeq lists its product as uncharacterized. The transcript is spliced from 24 exons. Bases 50 to 799 code for a protein of 249 amino acids. The record is from RefSeq and is a predicted model, not a curated record. Lineage: Eukaryota; Metazoa; Arthropoda; Insecta; Hemiptera; Phylloxeridae.
CGAAGAAAAUUGUGGAAGUAUAGCAUCAAAAAAAAGAAAAUAAAUAAAAAUGAAUUAUCCAGUCUUGUUGAGUUUGAGUUUGUUUUUUUUCACAGCAUAUGGUAUCCCAGCCGAUAACCAAAAAGAAGAACCAGAUGGUAUCCCAGCCGAUAACCAAAAUGAUAAACCAUGUGACAUUCACGGCGAAGACCAAAAUGAAGAACGCGAUAAUUUAAACGAAGAACCUUGUGAUAUUCAAGGCGAUGACCGAAUUGCAGAUCAGACAUGUUCCGUCUGUUGGGAUAAUAAUCCAGAUACAUCAAUAGGAGUAUGUACACAUAAAUUUUGCAAAGGUUGUAUAGAUACUUGGAAAUUUGAUAAGAUAAGCUAUCGUUGUCCUUUAUGCAAUUAUGUAUACGAUAACCCUGACUUUGAAGAAGAUGUCAAUAUCAUUAAUCAUAACCUAAUUGGUGAAAUGCUCCAGAAUUUUGAUUAUAUCGUUAGGAAUUCAGAUUAUUAUAAUUUGGAUCACAAUAGGACUUUUCAAGAAACAAUUAAUGAAUUGGUCGAAGAAUUGAAUUUGAUCAAUACGACUUCAGAUAAUACUGGAACAUCCAUUAUGCCAUUUGAAGUAACUAACGAUUUAAAUAUCUUGGCCGAAAAUAUGAGAAUUAUCAAUAGGACUUCACCUUAUAAUGCUAAUGACUUCAGUGAAGUUAUAAGAAUUAUCCAUGCGUUUCCAUAUAAUAGUGAUGACAAUUCUCGAGUUUUGAUUAAUACCUUGGCCGAAGCUAUGAGAAAUAUCAAUAGGACUUCAUAAAAUACUGAUGACAAUACGGCUCUUCAAGAAAGAAGUAUGUGAAGAUUAGAAAAUACAAUCCAAAUGGAAAAUUCUAAUAAAAUGUAAUAAUUAUUCUAAAAAAUCAUUAUUUUGUAAUACUUAUUUGAAAAUAAAAUUAUUUUCAACCUCUUUAAAAUUUUUCUAAAAUAAUUAUUUAUUAAAAAUAUUGUAAAAUUAUUUAUUUAAUGAAAA